Cladophialophora immunda is the source of this 282-nucleotide messenger RNA. RefSeq lists its product as uncharacterized. The transcript is spliced from 3 exons. The record is from RefSeq and is a predicted model, not a curated record. NCBI's taxonomy places the organism in Eukaryota, Fungi, Ascomycota, Eurotiomycetes, Chaetothyriales, Herpotrichiellaceae. Bases 1 to 282 code for a protein of 93 amino acids.
AUGGCGCGGUUCUCACUCGAAGCCAUCGUCGCCAUCGUCGGCGUCAUAGUCACCCUCCCGCCCUCGGUGAUCCUCUUGUGGAGGCUGAUCGGGAUCGGGAGGAGUGAGACUCCCCCGAGGGAUGUCGAGGCUUUGGGAAUCAUCAACGUCAGGCUCAACGUCAGGCUCAACGUCAAGAUCACCAUCCACAUCAGCAUCCACAUCAAGGUCCGGAUCAAGCUCAACGUCAAGAUCAACAUCAUCCUCCCCAACAACAACAAGUCUCAAAGUGAUGGCCACUGA